Selaginella moellendorffii is the source of this 1547-nucleotide messenger RNA. Its product is annotated as AP-2 complex subunit alpha-1. The coding region runs from base 175 to 1398 and encodes 407 amino acids. The transcript has 15 exons. Gene Ontology annotation, cellular component: AP-2 adaptor complex; membrane coat. Gene Ontology annotation, biological process: intracellular protein transport; clathrin-dependent endocytosis. The record is from RefSeq and is a predicted model, not a curated record. Gene Ontology annotation, molecular function: clathrin-cargo adaptor activity. Lineage: Eukaryota; Viridiplantae; Streptophyta; Lycopodiopsida; Selaginellales; Selaginellaceae.
CUACGGCCGAGUUUGAUGUUCAAGAAAGUAUUGCCACAAAGGCUGGCCUUCUUGCAGAAAAAUACGCAACAGAUUGCUCCUGGUAUGUGGACGUUGUUUUGCUUCUAGUUGAAAAAGGUGGAGCCCUUGUUCCGGAUGAUGUCUGGCGAGGGUUGAUUCAAUGCGUUGCAGAACAUGACGAUAUACAAGUCUACGCCGCCACCAAAGCUCGGGAGUACAUCAGCAAACCGAUGGUUCACGAGACCAUGCUUAAAAUUGCUGGGAGUCUUCUUGGAGACAACAGCCAUUUACUUGCGCGAAAACCUGGCUACACUCCCAAGGAGAUCUUUUGGGCCCUUCACGAUAAGUUUUCAAAUUACGCCAACCAAGAUGGUGCUGCUGUCUGCCUAUAUCAAAUUGUUACUGCAUACACAGCCUGCAGAUGAAGAGCUCCGGAAGGAAAUUUUUCCUCUUUUUGAAAAGUAUGGGGAGCACCUUGAAGCAGACUUGCAACAACGUGCUAUGGGAUUUUUCUCUUUAAGCCAGCAGGAUCAGAAUAUUUCUAAUGAAGAACCAAAGCGACAGGAAGCUCCGGUAAAAAGCUCAAGGGAUUCUCUCCCUGGAACUUCAACAGCUAGAGCACCUGAAGUAGAUCUUCUUGGGGACUUAGUGGCUCCUCGGCAAAACGACCCAUUUCAAACGGGAAUUACAAAGGAUCCAUUCUCUUCAAUGCUCGCUCCUGCUGUUCAGCCAACUGGAAACCUCAUCGAAUGGUUUAACGCCUUGUGUUACAAGGAUACUGGAAUCUUGUAUGAAGAUCCAUACGUUCAGAUUGGGAUUAAAGCGCAAUAUCAAGGUCCUCGUGGCGAGAUAAAUUUCUAUCUUGGUAAUAAGCAAAGCGAGACUUUGACAUCAGUCCGAGCCAUUAUCCUACCUCAGCCACAUCUUAGAGUUGAAUUUCCGGGAGCUCCUCCAAGCAUACAAGCUGCUGAACAGAUACAAGUGCUUCUUAAAGUGGCAUGCUUGUAUGCUGGGAGAAUUGCUCCACUUCUCGACUUUUCUUAUAUGGUUUCUGGCAUGACAGUGUCUGUCAAAUUGCGGAUUCCAAUUGUAAUCAGCAAGUUUUUGCAACCAGCCACUCUCUCUGCAAACGAUUUUUUUUCUGCCUGGAGAGCUCUUGUUACAGCUCCAAACAAGCUUCAAGAAGUGAUUCGUGGACUGCAGUAUUCUACUGUCUCGGAGUUUUCUGACAAGCUAAACGGACUUCGCAUAGGCGUGGCUACUGGACUGUUAUCUUCCAGGAACCCAAUCCCAAUAACCUCGUUGCAGCCUCGAGUUUUCAUUCAGAAACUGGUGGUGCUUUGCUGUGCAUGGUACGCAUCGAAACAGAUCCGGCUGAUAAGACGCAGUUACGCUUGACAGUCGCGUCGCCGAAUUCACGCUUAGCACUAGAACUCAAGGAGUUUCUCAAAGAGCAAUUGCCUGUGACUUUGCCAACGUCUACUCCUCCUGUUCAAACAGCUAUGGUUCCAGUCCCACCCGUUUUACAGCCAGUUCUGCAGCCAGUU